CAAAACCCCUUCCUUUUUCCUUUCCCUUUUUUCUUCCCUCUCAUGGCUUGUCGGCCAAUCAAACCCUGAACUGAACUACCCCCCCUUCUUCUCGUCGGACUCCGACUGUUUUCCAUUCUUUCUCUUUGUUAAUUUAUCUAUUUGCUUGUUGGAAUUGGUGGAGUAUCGUCUUCUCUGCUUUAUAUGCUUUCUUGUAUCUCGAGCACAUUUACAUUCUAACCUACUACUGAAGAAGAUCUCAACUCCAGAUUUAAAUUCACAAAAGCAAAAGAUUCAGAAAAAAAACAUGAUGUACGUGGUCCCUCCUCCCAAGCGUUCCGAUCCUUUGUCUGGAUCCACAAACGGGUCGGACAACUUGAGAAUUUACCAGACAUGGAAAGGCAGCAAUAUAUUUUUCCUUCAGGGUAGGUUUGUAUUUGGACCUGAUGUAAGAUCACUGGUGCUGACCAUAUUCCUCGUCGUAGCUCCUGUUUCAGUUUUUUGUGUUUUCGUUGCUAGAAAGUUGAUGUAUGACUUUGAUGACCACUGGGGAGUAUCAGUUAUGGUUGUGGCUGUUUUAUUCACAAUUCAUGUUUUAGUGCUUCUUCUUUUAACCUCCGGGAGGGAUCCUGGUAUCAUUCCUCGCAAUGCACAUCCUCCAGAACCAGAAGGUUUUGAUGGAAAUACCGAAGGUAGCGCCCAAACCCCACAAUUACGGCUGCCUCGUAUUAAGGAAGUUGAAGUUAAUGGUGCAAUUGUGAAGAUCAAAUAUUGUGAUACCUGCAUGCUUUAUAGACCGCCUCGCUGCUCACACUGUUCUAUCUGCAACAAUUGUGUUGAGCGAUUUGAUCACCAUUGCCCUUGGGUUGGGCAGUGUAUAGGUCUGAGAAAUUAUCGGUUCUUUUUCAUGUUUGUCUUCUCCACGACUCUACUAUGUAUAUAUGUUUUUAGUUUCUGCUGGAUCUACGUAAAGAGGAUCAUGGAUUCGGAGGACAUAACAUUAUGGAAAGCAAUGAUCAAGACUCCUGCAUCGAUUGUGUUAAUUGUCUACACGUUCAUAUCAGUGUGGUUUGUGGGUGGCCUCACUGCCUUUCAUUUAUAUCUCAUCAGUACUAAUCAGACUACAUACGAGAACUUUAGAUAUCGGUAUGACAGGCGAGCAAAUCCAUAUAACAAAGGAUUGGUAGAGAAUUUUGGGGAGAUAUUUUGCACUAGCAUCCCUGCAUCAAAGAACAGAUUUAGGGGGUACAUGCCAAGAGAAGCAGGAGGGAUUGGGGGUCGAUCAGGAUCGGUUGGUGGCGGUUUUGUGAGUCCAAACAUGGGGAAGGCUGUGGAGGACAUUGAAAUGGGAAGGAAGGCGGUGUGGGGUGGUGGGAUAGAAGGACAAGCGAGUGACAAUGAAGGGGGAAACAUGAAAGAAGUGGGAAUGGGUGAAUUGUCACCGGAGAUAAGAACAACGGUGGAUGAAGGGGAUCGUGCGAACAUCAUACAUGCAAGGCGGUCUAGUUGGGGAAGGAAAAGCGGGAGUUGGGAGAUGUCACCUGAAGUAGUUGCUUUAGCAUCGAGAGUGGGGGGUGGAGGUGGUAGUAGUAGUGGUGGGGCAGCAGUGAGCUCUCGGCCUCCAGAAGCGAAGUCGUGAGAGGUUGGGUUGGAGGGUUGGGUGUGGGUGUGGUUUUGUAAGACUGUUUUGUUGUGGGUGGUAUUAUUGAGCGUGUAUGUGGACUGUUUGCUCUUAGCUUGUACAUUAUUUAUUCUACCCUAAAAAACUCGUGGUUGAAUUGAAUUAA
Molecule: messenger RNA, 1766 nt
Organism: Cynara cardunculus var. scolymus (artichoke)
Lineage: Eukaryota; Viridiplantae; Streptophyta; Magnoliopsida; Asterales; Asteraceae
Product: probable protein S-acyltransferase 7
Exons: 5
Coding region: 287-1618 (443 amino acids)
Biological process (GO): peptidyl-L-cysteine S-palmitoylation; protein targeting to membrane
Cellular component (GO): Golgi apparatus; endoplasmic reticulum
Molecular function (GO): protein-cysteine S-palmitoyltransferase activity
Source: RefSeq, a predicted model, not a curated record